AUGUGUCGUCUGCGAAACAAACUAUCGCGUUUCGCUCAAAAUUCUCAAUUUUCUCAAUUUUCUCUCACAUUAGAUAAAAAUCUAUUUAAUUUAUUUUCAAUAAAUAAAUUAUCAAGAACAAGGAUAAGAUUAAUUUCUACGGAUUCAAUUGUAGGUGACGAAAUAUCACAAAGAUUAAAUAAACCUGAAAUAAAACUUCCUAAAUUUAAUAGAGUUGAAACACAUGAAGGAUAUAGAAUUGUAGCUGGUAUAGUUUUAACUCGUUCACCUAUUAUCCUUAGAGAUCCUCAUCCAUUUGAAAGAGAAUAUUAUAUUUAUCAACAAAGGUUAGAACAAUUACAUGCGGCACCUUUUCCAGUAGAUUUUUAUUUUAAAAAAGGUAGUGUGGCAGAAAAGAAAUGGAGAGAACGUAAAGCGAAAGAAUGGUCAGAAUCUUUAUCAUCAUUUAGUGGAACAAAAGAUAUAAUUGUAAAAAAAGAUGAUAAUGAUGUGGAUUUAAGUGAUACAAA
Molecule: messenger RNA, 509 nt
Organism: Diversispora eburnea
Lineage: Eukaryota; Fungi; Glomeromycota; Glomeromycetes; Diversisporales; Diversisporaceae
Source: the annotation of a GenBank genome assembly